Messenger RNA from Callorhinchus milii (elephant shark), 3690 nucleotides. RefSeq names its product phosphoinositide-3-kinase, regulatory subunit 1 (alpha). Gene Ontology annotation, cellular component: phosphatidylinositol 3-kinase complex. The record is from RefSeq and is a predicted model, not a curated record. Gene Ontology annotation, molecular function: 1-phosphatidylinositol-3-kinase regulator activity; protein binding. Gene Ontology annotation, biological process: phosphatidylinositol phosphate biosynthetic process; insulin receptor signaling pathway. Lineage: Eukaryota; Metazoa; Chordata; Chondrichthyes; Chimaeriformes; Callorhinchidae.
CCCGGAGCCUUUGGGAGGCGGCGGUUGUGGUGGCAGAGGCACCGCGAGCUGGAGCGCGAGCGUCACCUUCCCCUCACGUCACGUCAGACACGACAGGUUCGUGCUCGACCGUUAAAAAUCACAACGCUCGCGAGCCACCGUCUGGGUCCCGAGAGGGCGGUGGCGGUUGAGGAGAUUUAAUUCAUUCCCGACCCCGCUGGUGGAUGUGGGAGGAGGAGGAGGAGGUGGUGUGGACGGGCGACACAGAGCAGACAGGCACCGGGCUGGGCUCCAUCCUCUGCUGCGGGAGGCCGACGGCCAGUCGGGUCGGCCAGACAGACGGAGGGAGACGGCGAGCAGCGAGGUUAAAACUGCUUGCUGCAGCAAAUAGUAGUUUGCUUUUAAUCCAAUGGACAUUUUGCAUGUGAAGUACCACAGCGGUGCGUUAAACAAUUCAGCUUUGCAACUUGGUACGUUUUUUAAAAAGACCGACGGGUUGAUGUUAACUGAAGUGCAACUAAAGGAAAAAAAGAAGCGCACUUAUUUUUAAAGAGACAUGCUGCAUAGCAGUGGUGGAAGUGGUUGAGCCAUCAAGUGCUUUACAUCACAUUUUGGAUGAAAACAACUGUUAGAUAAUUCUUCUUCAAAGUGAUAUGCCCUGUGAUUCUUGAAUGUUACCUCUGGGUAUCUAAGAGACAAAAAGACUGGUAUACUCUUCCACUAUCUUCAUACCUUGUCCACAGGGUGAAAAAAAGGUGAAAAUGACUGCUGAUGGAUAUCAGUAUCAAGCUCUAUAUGAAUACAGAAAGGAACGAGAAGAAGAUAUAGAUUUACACUCUGGUGAUAUAUUGGUGGUCACAAAAAGUUCCUUAUUUGCUCUGGGUUUUGGCGAAGGAGACGAAGCUAGACCAGAUGAAAUUGGCUGGCUCAAUGGGAUAAACGAAACAACACAGGAAAGAGGGGAUUUCCCAGGAACAUAUGUACAAUUCUAUGGCUACAGGAAUUCACCUCCAACACCCAAGCCGAGGCCUCCCAGGCCAUUGCCCGUGGCUCCAAAUCCAUUGAAAUCAGAAGAUGCUGACCAGCAAGGCUCGAUCCUCCUAGAUUUGACAGAGCAGUUCACAUCGCCUGAAGUUGCCCCAGCUAUCUUGGUGAAGUUAGUGGCGGCUAUUGAAAAAACAGGUCUAGAGUGUGCCAAUUUAUACCGGACUACUGGAUCAAGUGGCGGUGCUGAAUUGAGACAGUUGUUUGAUUAUGAUGCUGCUUCAGUGGACAUUGAGCAGUUUGAUCUACAGUCAUUGACUGAUGGAUUAAAGCGGUACCUUCAAGACCUGCCAAAUCCUGUAAUUCCAGUGUCUGUUUACAGUGAUAUGGUUUAUACAGCUCAAGAGGUACUGAACACUGAGGAGUGUGCACAGUUGCUGAGAAGAGCCAUUAGGUCACACAACGUGCCUCACCAGUAUUUGCAGACGCUUCAGUAUUUGAUCAAGCAUUUCUGUAAGCUUUGUCAGAACUCCGGGAAAAACAAUCUGAGUCCGAGAACAUUGGCAGAAAUUUUUAGUCCCUUGCUUUUUCGACAACAGGCAGCAAGCUCGGACACAAAUCCUGAAUACCAUAUAAAAAUCAUAGAGGUUCUGAUAGCCAGCGAAUGGCAUGAAACACAAACGGCACCAGUACCCACAGCAGCACCAGCCUUGCCACCAAAACCGCCAAAACCAACACCUGUAAUAAAUAACGGAAUAAACAGCAACAUGUCUCUACAGGAUGCUGAAUGGUACUGGGGAGAUAUUUCAAGAGAGGAAGUUAAUGAAAAGCUGCGAGACACCACUGAUGGUACUUUCCUUGUACGUGAUGCCUCUACAAAAAUGCAUGGAGACUACACCCUUACUCUAAGGAAAGGUGGCAACAAUAAAUUGAUCAAAAUCUUUCAUCGAGAUGGCAAAUAUGGCUUCUCAGACCCAUUAACCUUCAGUUCAGUGGUGGAGCUCAUAAAUCACUAUCGGCAUGAAUCGUUGGCACAGUACAAUCCAAAACUAGAUGUUAAACUGUUGUACCCAGUCUCCAAGUUCCAACAGGAUCAGGUGGUAAAAGAAGACAGUAUUGAGGCAGUAGGGAAGAAACUGCACGAAUAUCACACUCAAUACCAGGAAAAAAGUCGAGAAUAUGAUCGACUUUAUGAAGAAUAUACAAGAACGUCUCAGGAAAUCCAAAUGAAAAGGACAGCUAUUGAAGCAUUUAAUGAAACAAUCAAAAUAUUUGAAGAACAGUGUCAAACACAGGAAAGGUACAGCAAGGAGUAUAUUGAAAAAUUCAGGCGAGAAGGAAAUGAAAAGGAAAUCCAGAGAAUUAUGGUAAAUUAUGAGAAGCUGAAAUCUCGCAUUAGUGAAAUUGUUGACAGCAAACGCAGAUUAGAAGAAGAUUUGAAGAAACAAGCAGCAGAUUAUCGGGAAAUUGAUAAGAGGAUGAACAGCAUCAAACCCGAUCUUAUUCAAUUAAGAAAGACAAGAGACCAGUACCUUAUGUGGUUGACACAGAAAGGUGUUCGACAGAAAAAGAUCAACGAGUGGUUGGGUAUCAAGAAUGAGAAUGUUGAAGACCAAUACUCCAUGGUGGAUGAUGAUGAAGACCUACCCCAUCAGGAUGAACGAACAUGGAAUGUAGGGAAUAUUAACAGGAGUCAGGCAGAGAACCUGCUAAGAGGAAAGCGGGACGGAACAUUCCUGGUUCGAGAGAGCAGCAAGCAGGGCUGUUAUGCUUGUUCAGUGGUGGUCGAUGGUGAUGUGAAGCACUGUGUUAUAAAUAAAACCCCCACAGGAUAUGGGUUUGCAGAGCCAUAUAACUUGUACAACUCACUCAGAGAACUUGUGCUGCAUUAUCAGCAUACGUCACUUGUACAGCACAAUGACUCCCUCAAUGUCACACUAGCCCAUCCAGUAUACGCUAAUCAGAGAAGAUGAACACUGAACACUCUGGCUUUUGAUUGCUGGACUAUGGUCUUCAAAUCAGCUCCUACUCCUUUGCUCUGAUUCAGCUUGACUGCUGUUGAAGUGACAAACCAGUUUCAUGUGCAUUGCUGAAUCGAGCUUUCUACAGAUUUAACUGGGAGAGAACCAUGUGGAGCUGUGAAUGUAAAUUCCUAAAGUGCUUUUAAGGAAGCACAAAUGAAUGGAGGACUGCAAAAUGAUCUCCUUUUGGGGAUGUUGAGGCCUUUUUUAUUGGUGCUUGUUUACAUUCUUCAAGAAAAUUUACCAGCUGGAACUUCGGACACUGCAAAUCCAGGGAGAUGUUAAAAGAAUUUGAAGCAAGAACAUUGGAGGAAAAAAUAAGAAAUGAAUUAUCCAGUGGUGGUGUAUCCAUUUUAUCCAGACUGGACAAUGGUUCAAAUAUAAAUGACUUGUUUAAAAAAACAAAUAAGGACGUUGUGAUGUGUAACAAGCACUUUGGAAAUCUAUACUGGUUUCAAGAUGAGAAACCUAAAGGGAAUAUUUCUGGAGAGGGGGGAAGAGGAGGAGGAACAGAACGCUCAAAACCAAGUGCCAGAUUUGUAUAUUCAGGCCUUUUACGCCUGCUUUAUAAACUGUUAAAGACCUGAAGAAGAUGACUUCAAAAAAAAAAGUGGCACACAGUAUAUAAAAUCAUUGUACAUAAUGUGUAUAGGCUACGUCGGUCUGGGAGAGUUAGAUCAAGUAAAAUGGUAUCAAUCUAACCACA